Toxotes jaculatrix (banded archerfish) is the source of this 5299-nucleotide messenger RNA. It is a transcript of the gene plekhh1, whose product is annotated as pleckstrin homology domain containing, family H (with MyTH4 domain) member 1. The record is from RefSeq and is a predicted model, not a curated record. Gene Ontology annotation, cellular component: cytoskeleton. The transcript is spliced from 30 exons. Bases 266 to 4540 code for a protein of 1424 amino acids. Lineage: Eukaryota; Metazoa; Chordata; Actinopteri; Toxotidae.
CCCGCUGAAGUCUGCGCUCCAGAGAAAGCCAGAGGACAGCAGCGGGGACGGGGGGCGACACGAGACAAGAAAACACCGAAGAGAAAUGAAUGAGAAGUGAGAGCGAGGAGAAAGUCGACGGAGCGAAGAAGAAGUUAUGAGCCGAACUGCGAAUUACCGGGGAAGGUGUCCGUGAGCGGAGAAAGCCGACUGAAGGGGGGGGGUAGACAGACAACAAAGUCACAAGUCCAGUCUGAGUCCAGAGGCAGAGCUCUGAAUCCUCGCCAUGGCCGAUGUGCUGGAGAGCGGCGGGUCAGGAGCUGUCGGAGCGGUCAGCGUGGAUUGGCAGAAGCGCUGCAUUGCUCUGGAGAUGCAGCUGCUGAGGUUCCGGCUUCAGGCGGGGAAAAUCAGAGAGCUGUUGGCAGAGAAGAUGCAGGAGCUGGAGCAGAGGGUGACAGAGGCUGACCAACGGGCUGAGAGUGCUGAGAAACAGAUCCACGUCAUGGAAGAAAAGCUGAAGUCUGCAAACGUACAAACCAGCGAAUCAGAGAGCUCGUUGUACAGGAAGUAUCAAGACCUGACCAAUCAGGUUCAAGAAAAAGAUGCUGCGAUAAAGAGAUUAGAGAUGCAGCUGGAAAAACAGAUAUUAGUCAGAGCCCAGGAGGCAAAAAUUAUUGAGGAAAAGGCUGCGAAGAUUAAAGACUGGGUCACCUUUAAGCUUAGAGAGAUGGAGCAAGAGAACCAGCAGCUGAAAAUGGCCAACUUGAAGCAGACGGAACAGAUAAUGUUGCUGCAGGACAAACUGCAAUCACUCUUAGAGAAACCUGCAUCCUCAGGAUCCCCUGCCACCUCCCCUGUAAUGGAUACCCACCUGGUGCCCAACAGCCCGCUGUUUCCUCCCAGCUGCCCCGGCACACCACCUGCCCAAGAUGACAGCUGGAGACAGACAGGUCCGCGUGCUGCCGCCUCUAAUAUGAAGAUCUCGCCAACAGAUGUGAAAAGGCCUCCUGAGCAGGUCAGUAUAGGGAUUUGCCUCGGAGACCUUGAUGCUCUCUCUCAGGGCCGGAGCAGGGAGGGUCCCAGCAGCCCUGUUUCCAUCAGUAGACCAGAGCUCCCAGUAUGCGCAGAGGGUCAGGCGGGUUGCUCAGACAGGGACAACUCCUCUGAUGAGCUCAACAGCAAAUUCCGCUCUCAGUGCCUUCACUCGUCUUCAUCCUCUUCAUCUUCAUCCUCCGCUUACGAGAUGGCCCACGGAUCAAGCUCCCAAGAGUCGUCCAUCAGAAUAACACCCAAAAGCCCGCUUCUGUCGCGCUCCCCCUCUACCAACAACCCCUUCCCCAAUCCUCCCCAGCCUCUGGUUCACCAGUCAGGCACCAGCAUGACGUUACCCAAAGUACGGACCCCGCUCACCCCCAGAGACAGCAUCCAGCUGGUCAAGAAGCACUACAGCCAGCCGCAGCCCAGCCUGGACAGACUUCACCACCUCAAUGUUAACAUAGACAUCAUGACACCAUCCUCCACCUCCUCCACUCUUAAGAGCACUGGCACUACCACCUCGCCCUUCUCUCAGGUUGUGGAAGAAACAGAUAUUGAUGAUGGGCUUCCUGACAGCAUGGACGGGGUGGUGGAGGGGUCAGGAUCAGAGGAGUCAUCCCGGGAUGGAGUCUCCUUUGUGGGGCUUGCAGAGGAGCUGGAGCGGUUGGAUCCAGAAAUUCUCAAGCCACCAACGCCUCCUUUACACCGCUUCCCUUCAUGGGAGAGUCGUAUCUAUGCUGUGGCCAAGUCAGGAAUGAGAGUAUCAGAGGCCAGUCCUGGAGCCAGGGGCCCUGGACGAGGGUCCAAUUUACCCCAGUAUCCAGCGGCAGGUCCGUUCACCCAGUUGAUCUAUAAGAAUAUUAAUGUACCAGUCUACACCACACUGAAAGGGAAAGCCACUCAGAUCAGCAGUGUACCUCUACCCGAUGAUGACUCUGGGUCAGAGGACGACAGCAGCUCUCUGGCCAGUUUACGGACCUCCAUCCUGAGCCCGGACAGGAAGGGCAGCGUCCCUGGCAGCCCGCGUGCCGUCAAGAGAGGUGUGUCCAUGUCCUCCAUAAGCUCCGAAAGCGACUAUGCCAUUCCUCCUGAUGCCUACUCCCUGGACAGCGAUUACUCAGAACCAGAACAUAAAGUCCAGCGGACCUCCUCCUACUCCUGUGAAAGCACUGGGCCUGAGAUGCUGGAGAAGUCUGGCUACCUGCUGAAGAUGGGUAGUCAGGUAAAAGCCUGGAAACGUCGCUGGUUCAUCCUGAGGAAUGGAGAGAUCCUCUACUACAAAUCUCCUAGUGACGUGAUCAGGAAGCCUCAGGGUCAGAUCGAGCUCAACUCGUCCUGUCGUAUAGUACGUGGAGAAGGUGCACAGACAUUUCAAUUGAUUACAGAGAAGAAGACCUUCUAUCUGACUGCUGAUUCACCCAACAUCCUGGAGGAGUGGAUCAGGGUCCUGCAGAACAUACUCAAAGUCCAGGCCAGCAGCCCGGUCACCGUGGAGACCACUGCCAAGCCCACCGUGAGAGGUUGGCUUACAAAGGUCAAACACGGACACUCGAAGCUGGUGUGGUGUUCUUUGGUUGGAAAAGUCUUCUACUACUAUCGCAACCAGGAAGACAAGUUGCCCCUGGGUCAGCUACAGAUUCGGGAGGCGUCGGUACAGGAGGUGGAUCGCUCCUGUGAUUCAGAUGAGGACUAUGAAGCAGGAAGUCGAGGUUUCCUCUCCUCCCACUGCACCUUAGUGGUCCAGCCCAGAGACCAGAGUCCUACAUACUUGCUCAUUGGCACCAAGCAGGAGAAGGACACAUGGUUGUAUCACCUGACUGUAGCAGCCGGCAGCGGUGCAACCUUCAAGGUGGGCACAGAGUGCGAGCAGCUGAUUGGUAAACUCCUUGAUGCAGAGGGAGACCCAGAGUCUGCCUUGUGGAGGAGCGAGGCCUUGAGCUUUUGUAAGGAGGGUCUGCGCUCGCCUCUCACCACUCUGCCCUCUGAAGCUCUGCAGACAGAAGCUCUCAAGCUUUUCAAGUCCUGCCAGCUCUUCAUCAACGUGCUGGUGGAGUCUCCAUCUAUCGAUUACCACACAUCGCUGGCCCAGAACGCUUUACAGGUGUGCCUGACCCACCCGGAGCUGCAGAAUGAAAUAUACUGUCAGCUCAUCAAGCAGACCAACCACCGGACGCCACACAACUACUCCCUCACACAGUGCUGGCAGCUGUUGUCUCUCUGUGUGGCUCUGUUCCUUCCUCAACAACAUUUCCUCUGGUACCUGAGACAGUACCUACAACGCAACGCCGACCCAAGGAGUGAAGUAGGGAAGUAUGCGGUGUACUGUCAGAGGUCUGUGGAGCGAACCCUGCAGAACGGAGAGCGGGAGGCCAAACCUUCACGUAUGGAGAUCGUGUCCAUCCUGCUGAGGAACCCCUACCACCACUCACUGCCGUUCAGCAUCCCAGUCCACUUCAUGAACAACACUUAUCAGGUGGUGGGUUUUGAUGGCUCCACCACAGUCGAAGAAUUCCUCAACACACUGAACCAGAGGAUUGGCAUGAGGAAGCCUCAGCUGUCUGGGUUUGCCCUCUUCACUGAUGACCCAUCUGGCAAAGACCUGGAGCACUGCCUGCAGCCGUCUGCCAAGAUCUGUGAUGUCAUUUCCAAGUGGGAACAGGCCCUAAAGGAGUUGCAUCCUGGGAAAAACGAGGGGACACGGAUUGUUCGACUGACAUACAAGAGCAGACUGUGUUUCAGAUCUCAGGUGAAAGGAGAGACAGAGCGUGAGCGCCUCCUGCUGGCGUACCAGGUGAAUGAUGAAGUUCAGCAAGGCCACUUCCCUGUGAACAAAGAGCUGGCUCUUGAGGUGGCUGCCCUCAUGGCACAGGUUGAACACGGUGACUUGGAGCGAUCAGCUGCCUCUUCUCCUGCCAGUUCUUCUCAGCCUAAAUCUCAGCUGAUUCUCCUGCAGGCCUUGGAGCGCUUCUACCCCAAACGCUACAAGCAGGACUGCAGCUCAGAGCAGCUCAGAGACCUUACUGAGCGUCUGGCCACUAAGUGGUCUUUGCUACGUGGGUGCAGUGCAUCCGAGUGUGUGAGAAUAUACCUAACUGUGGCUCGGAAAUGGCCCCUGUUUGGAGCCAAACUCUUCAGUGCGAAGCCUGUCCCCCCCUCUCCUGUUGAGCAGAGCCAGGUGUGGCUGGCAGUCAAUGAGGAUGGACUGUGUGUGCUGGACUAUACAAUGCACACGCUGGCCACACACCCCUACCAGUCGGUGAUCACUUUCGGUGGCUGCCGUGACGAUUUCAUGGUGGUCACGAGCCAGCAGAGGGAGCCCGGGGUCGGGAAGAAGAGCGUGGAGAAGCUGGUCUUUGCAAUGGCUAAACCAAAGAUACUGGAGCUGACUCUGCUCAUGGCCAGUUACAUUAACCACUGGAACCCCAGCCUCCCGUCUGCCUCGCACCAGCCCCUCGGCCACUGGGACGUAGACAGCAGGCACUUCCCCGCCAUGAACUACACCACCAAGGGCCCCACACUACUGUGAAUUCUGCAAGUGACAGGAACAGUGAAUACUACAGGGAGGCCUGAUGACAGCAGUUACCUUUAAGUCUGCACUCACCUGGAUUGGGUUGUGUGCGUGUCCAGGUUUCUCAUUCUUACAGAACAGGUACUGGGAGAUUAUUGUUUUUUCUUAUGAAGAUUUAAAUAUAGAAAUGUUACGGUUCAGUCUCGUUAGGCUAUUUAUUUCGACAACAAAAGAGUGUUUCUGCUCUGCUUAAAUUAGAUGUAAGGACACGUUCAAAUUCAUAGUUGAAAAUGGACGUUAUUACUGGUUGCCACUCGACACACAUCAUUCAUUUUCCAGCCUUCAAGAUCUGAGAUUCUUUCAAAUAAUAAAAAAAACAAAGCUGUUGCCUGAGAGCCUGGCAGGCUGAAAUACAGUGUUUGUUUGUCAUUGUCAUUAUUCAGUGAAUUUUCACACAUACUUGACACUGAACCAGAUUCUAAAUACAUCUAAGAGGUACUGUGCAAUUAGAAAGGGACGGAUAGGGUAUGCAAAAUGCUGAUUCAUAGAUUUUAGUGUCUUAAUUUGAUAUAAUCCACAUCUAAUAUUACUCUAAUUUAGGGCUGCAACUAACACUUUUUUUAAUCAAUUAAUCUGAUGAUUUAUUUUCCCCAUUUAACCUAUGACUCCUGUAGUCCAUAAAAUAUCAGAAAAUAGUAAAAUAUCCACAUUUGAUUUGCUGGAACCAGGGAAUUUUUGGUAUUUCUAUUUAAAAAAAAAAAAAAAAGACUUCAACAA